This is a messenger RNA of Anarrhichthys ocellatus (wolf-eel), 1633 nucleotides long. It is a transcript of the gene ybey, whose product is annotated as ybeY metalloendoribonuclease. NCBI's taxonomy places the organism in Eukaryota, Metazoa, Chordata, Actinopteri, Perciformes, Anarhichadidae. The record is from RefSeq and is a predicted model, not a curated record. The transcript is spliced from 4 exons. Gene Ontology annotation, molecular function: metalloendopeptidase activity. Bases 413 to 925 code for a protein of 170 amino acids. Gene Ontology annotation, biological process: rRNA processing.
UUAGGUCCCCGCUUGAUGCUAAAUUCUUUUCUGCUACUGCCAACGUUGCGACCGGUUCAUUGAGCGAAUGAACGGGCGAGGGACCAUUUUCCUUCGACGAAAAAAUAUGUUUAACUUCUCGCAACUUCACUGUCAUAUACAAACAACACAGAUAAAGCGUAAAUAAUCCGUUUGGGGUCCUCCAUGUUGCUACCGCGGUGUCACCUUGAAUUCUGCCGGCCCGGAAUGGCUGAACAUCGCUCGCGGCUAACGCGAAGCUGACCAACUCUUCUCGUGAACUGACUGCCACACUUACUAGUUAAAUUGAAUUACUAACCCUCGUCGGAGGUGGGUUAUGUUUUCAGCAUAAACCUAUGUCUCCGAUUUUUUUUUUUGAAAUAGCCUGUUUUCUCUGUUUACGCCGGGUUUUGAAAUGGGAGUAGUACUGCGGAAUCUCCAAAAGGUGGUGCCUCUUCGCCGCGCCAGACUGCGCAAGGAUGUUGAUACACUGAGGCACAUACUGGCCAUCCAUAAAUUUGACCUGGGCAUCGUUUGCGUGGAUAACCACAGGAUUCAGCAAAUUAAUACAAUUUACAGAAAGAAAAAUGUGCCCACGGAUGUCCUCUCAUUUCCAUUCUACGAGGACCUGAGGCCUGGUAAACUGCCUUGCCCCCUUCAUAGAGAUGAGCUGAACCUUGGGGACAUUUUCUUGGGAGUCGAGUUUGUGAUGAAGCAGUGUAAAGAGGACUCCCUGGAUCUACACGGAACCCUCGCUGUUAUCACUGCACACGGUAUCUGUCACCUGUUGGGCUACAGACAUGAGACAGAGGAAGAAUGGACUGAGAUGCUGCAGAAGGAGAGCUACAUUCUAAGUGAGUACAACAGACUCACAGGGAGACAUCUGGAGCCACUGAUGAAGCGAUGCAGCCAGGAUAGCUCACGGUGACGAGUACCUGCUCCCUUUAACUUGCACUGUGGUGCUCGAUAUUGUUGUUCGGUAUCCUGACUGUAUUCACCGCCGUGCUGCGUUCCACACAAUCACAAAUCUGCGGCCACUGCUUUUGAAGGACUUUAAUCACCUGGCUGCAGACGUGCAGCAGUGUGAGCGUGGAUAUCCUUUCAAACAUCAAAUUAAAAAGUCUGUGCACUUUCACUGUAGUAUUUUAUUAAAAUCUGCUUUAGGAAGAGUCUGCUGUGUAUGAAGGGUAGAAAAAGAAAGCAGUUCAUUUUUACUUCACAAAGACAUUUGACCCUCUUUACACGGCAUUUGGGACGUUCAGGAGAGCAAUGUUUCAGAAAUGCUGACAUUAAAAGGUGAACGAAUUUGUAACUUUAGCUGCUCUUAUAACAAGGUGUGUACGUUCAUCGUGUAACAGUGCUGUACUUCAAGGAGUCCUAAUAAUAAUGCACACUUCCUUAAACUGGGUAUCAAUCUCAACUGGUCCAUCCAGAUUACUUUUUAUUACCCAUGUUUUACAAUGCUGUAUCAUACUUUCUUCUGUUGUGAGUUAAGGAAAUAAUUUGAAUAUGUCCAGCAGACAGCAUGUUCCAACACUGCACAUUAAUCACGGUUUACUGAAAUGUGAUUUAAUUUCUUUUACAGCGGUAACAAAAGAAGCUGAACAACCAGUGUCUAGUACAGAAGCAAGCACGC